Molecule: messenger RNA, 7473 nt
Organism: Monodelphis domestica (gray short-tailed opossum)
Lineage: Eukaryota; Metazoa; Chordata; Mammalia; Didelphimorphia; Didelphidae
Product: interferon-induced very large GTPase 1-like
Molecular function (GO): GTP binding
Source: RefSeq, a predicted model, not a curated record
AUGAGGGUGCUCCUCCUCCCCACCCCUGAGAGAACCCCAUAUACCCCAGCCAACUGGCGUGUGCCAUCCAUUUCUCACCCCCCCCCCGAGGUGCGCUGUGCCCGCAUGAGGCCAUGUGGCAUCGAAAAUGGCUACGCAUCCAUGUCUACACCAAGGGAUAAUGCUAUUGACCCACAUCAUGAAGACCCUGGAAUAAGAGACCUGGAGAAGAUGUUGCAAGAAGUGGGCCUGAAUCCCCAGUACUGGGUAUCUAAGCUGCAGGAAAACUUGGAUGUGACCUCUGUCCAAGCCUUACAACACCUAGAACAGAGGGAAGUUCUGACACUGAAAUCCCAGUCGAAACAUCCAUGGGAGAAACGGGCAAUAGAAAGACUUCUUCAGCUGUCUAGAACCCAGGGAUCAUGGGAAAUGCAAGAGAAGUCCUGGGUGCAAGUGCAGGAGAGACAAAAUCAGGCACAGUCAGCCUUGAUAGAACUGAAGGAGAUGCAGGUGGAAGGUAAAAGCCGCCAGGAGGAGAUUGUGAGGAUGAAAGAAGAAGAGCUGAGGCAGGUCAUGGAGAUCCCACCAGAGUACUGGCCACUUACUAAGAAACCCCUAACAGAGGUUAUAGAAAAUAUGAAGGAACACCUCAGUGUCAUGGAAGGCACUCUCUCCAAUAGGGAGAAUCUUCCUGACAGGGAACUCCUGAAACGAGUUUCAGGUGGCCUAGCCCUGCAGGGAAUUUACCAAACUGGACAGCCUGUGGAUCUUUUGGAGAGGAGAGAAGAACUGCUCAGCCUCCCAGAGAACAUCUUUCUGCUCAGCCCAGAACAGGGGACACGGACGGAAACCAAAGAAUUUUCGUCUUCUCAUGAGGAGUCUAUGUUUACCCAAAGCAUGGAGAGAUUAGGCUUUACUGUUAGCUUCUUGGCCAAGGGUGGAGGAUGGGGAUGGAGCCUGGAGUCCAGCACCAAUAAUACCAAAUCUUCUGACUCCAGAGAACUGCAUAAGGAACAUUCUGAGAACACUUACAGCUGCACCACCAGGUUCAGCUACAUCCCACUGGCUUGCUGCCACUUUUCACAAGAUCAGCUCUGUCUUAGCAGGUCAGCUGUGCAAGAGUUAAAACAGUUAGAGAAACUUCUGAUCCACUCCAAUGAUUCAGAAACUCACAUACUGAGGCAAAGAUGUGAGGCAUUUUUCCAUAGAUUUGGCUCUCAUGUGAACCAGGGCCCAUUGCAUUUGGGAGGAAUAUUCUGGUGGAAAGCUAUAACAAAAGGCUUCCAGUCAGAGGAGCUGCAUGAUGUAAAGCAACAAGCCUCCAAGGCACUCGAUGUAUAUAUUGGAGGCAGCUACUCUGGUUUUGGGGUGACAGUUGGAGCUGGAAUGAACAUAUCAAACUCUCAAUCUCAAAUGACUUCUCACAAUACAGAUUCCACUAAUUUGCAAGGAAGAUUCCAAUUGUCUGUAUACCAAACAGGAGGCCCCCCAGAGGUGGAUUCUCUUCCACAAUGGAAAGCUGGUCUUGUGGCCAGCAAUUGUACCUGGUGUGUCAUUGACCGAGGUUAUCAGUUAGUGCCUGUCUGGGACAUAAUUCUGUCUAAUCAUAGACAGGAUUUUCAGGAUCCCCUUCAACUAACUCACUGCCUCACAGACACUUACACAGCAUUGACUGGCAAACAUGCAAGAACCCAGGUUGGAGAGGAAUUUCUGAGUGCAAUCGAUGAUGCCAUGUCUUUUUUAGAAGAAGUAAAAUCUUGGGAAACUACUGAGCCUCAGGAGAAGUUGAUGAAACUGAUGGAUUUCAUGCAAAAUCUGAGUGAGAAGACCAGGAAUUAUGACCCUUGGAUUAACAUCUGUCUCAAAAACCCAUCUCUGCAGCAGUUCUUGGUAGACAUUUAUAACUUUUACAAAGAUUUCCCAAUUCAUGAAGUCAAAUUCAUUAAAUCUCAGCUGCGUAGCCUUCUGUAUCCUCAUGUCUAUCAAGUGAAAGACUUCUCACAGAGUCACUCAAUCAUGCAAUGGAUUUUCCAUUCAGCAAAGCAGCAACAACAUAUACAAGUUACAGAAUUUGAUGAUUUCAUUCAACUCUUAGAAAAGGAAAAGAAUAACCUUCUUGAUGUAAAUCCUAACUUAGAGUUCUUGGGACAGAUGGAAGAAGCUCGAAGAAAGGCCACUUAUAAGAUCAGUUCAUUUCUCAGCUCCUUUCUGAAGACCUUGAAACAGUCAGGAGAGUCAGGCACAUAUCUCCUGUUACUUUCCAUUGCAGUUGGUGCAGGGUACAAGGAGGAAAACCAAACCUUUCAUUAUCUCCUAGGAUGUGAAGAAUUAAAUUUCCUGUUAUGUGAAAUGAAAGAAGCCCAUGAAAAAUACCAGAACCUUAAUAAGAAGUGUGGCUCUAUGGCUCAGGCAUUCCUUCUGUUCACAGGACUCACAGUUACCCCUGGUCCUAUUUCUGUGUCUUCAGAAAAAAAGAAGCAACGUUUGGAGCUCAUGCAAUCUCUCACGGGACUGUCAUGGUCCAAAGAAGUGCUUCAUGUACUCUCAAAACCCAGGGCAGGUCAUGAUUGGGAAACUCUGGAGAAAGAUUUGAAUUUGCUCAUCAGUGGAGAAUAUGAAGUUAUAUUGAACUGUGUUCAGAUGGACCAGGUGAGAAAAGAACUGGAAAGUGUCUCUCAGAGAAAGAAAAAGUUAUGUGAACCAGAACCAGUUACCAUCAAACAGCAUGAAGUGAUAAAUUCCACCUUUUUAGAGCUAGCCAAGAGGCUUGAUCUGGCAAGUUACUAUCCAAGGAAGAUGGGUCGGGCAGAUUUCCAUCUGAUUUACAAGACUUCUGUGCAUGACACUCAGCCAGAUAAAGAAAUUCAGUUACCAUUUUAUUUCCUACAGAAGCUAUUGAUGCUGGAUUACAGACUUAGAUACUUGGUCUGCAAAAUAGAGGGAGACACAAUGACUGGUCAGACUGUGACUCUCAGAAACCUUGAGGAUGACACUUCAGAUCCUUAUGAUGAUUUGUUUAAUGAUAGUGACAUGUCCUCUGAUGUCUUGACCACAGAUCAGCCCCACAUUCACCCAAUGGACAUCCAGAUGAUGAUUUUUCAUUGUGCAGAUGACUUCAUGAGACAAUACAUUUCAAACAAACUUUCCAUCUGCCAAUUUGCUCUCCCUCUUGUGGUGCCCAAUCCCUCUAAUUCUGUAAUAGAAUUUCCCCUUUGGUCUUUCAGCCAGAUCAAGAGAAACUGGAGACAGAUAGAGAAAUCAGAGGGAAAAGACAAAGUCAUUAAUUUUCAUAACCAAUCUAUCUUCCAAGUACCUAUCCCCAUCGUGUCUUUCAUAAGAGUUGUGAAUUCUGCUACUUCUUCCAAAUCUCAGAUCUUGAACUCUCUGCUGAGUAAGCACAAACAUGAUACUUUUUUCCACCGUCACUGCCGAGGAAGCAGCAAGUCCUGCCUCUUGAUGGGAGGUGUGGUAGAAAUCUCCUGGUUCUUCCCAGGGGGAAGAGGUGAGGACAGAUUUGAAAGCUGUGUUGCUUUCACCAAUCUCCAUGGAGAUGCCAAAGACUAUGAGACCCAGCUCAGGUUUCUGCAGGAAAUUGCUUCAGUCACGGUGGUCCUUGUUUCUGCUUCUGACAAAAGUGAGAGGACCACAAAAAUGGUCCGGGAUCUGUGGAAGUCAUCCAAACCUUUGGUUUAUUUGUUUGAUGACAAAGAUAAGACUACAAGCAAUGAUUCUGGCCUGAAAGUGAGAAUUGGGAUCAGGAAUAGAAAUGAGGCAGAAUUAAUAGAUCAACUCACAAGUGUCAUCAAUCGCCUGCUGAAGUCUUCAGGUCCCUUUCUCAGUCUGGAAGACUGUGCAGAUGUGGCUCGCCGGUAUGGCUUUCUUGUAGACUUGGAUAGAGAGGAGUGUCAGGAGGCCAAGGGAAAAGCAGAAUCUUUGAUGGCCCUCAUGAAAGAGAUGAAAUUGUCUGAAAUGAAGGAGACAUUAUUGCCUCUUCAAGGAGAACUUUGGCACCAGUGGUGUAAGAAGGAUAAGGAGCUUUGCCACCUGCGAGAGAAAGGGAACCGUAGCCUUGAACAGCACAAGAGUGAGAUUGAGACAGAAAAGCAAAUAAUAAGACAAACACAGCUAAAGAGGGCAUUUCCUCUCAAUGACUUAAUGCGAUCGGUGUUGGAAGUGCUCCAAUCUCACUCUGAGAGAGACAACAAAACUCAGUUGUACUUCCUGCAGUGGCUGGAUAUGUUUAUGGACACUCUGACCAAAAGUCACUUGGAAAUGCUUUAUAAGAGGCACAAGCAGUUGUGGUUGCAGCCAUUGGCAGAAAACCAAAAGGGAUCCAAGGACAUCUCCUUAAAAUACCACCAAAUGGAACUAGAAACUGUUUCUAAGGAGAUCAGGGAUUCCUCAUUGGGUAUUGCUCAUAUCCUCAGAGAAGUUGGCCAGAUCUAUGAAGCUUUGGAAGAAGUUUCAUCCCAAAGGCAUACUGUGUUCUUCUCUCUUCCUCAGAUUGCUGCCGACCUGAUGGUUUCUGGAUAUCCCCUUGAGCUGAUGGAUGGGGAUGCUUCCUAUGUACCCCUGAAGUGGGUGUCAGCUGUUUUUGACAGAUUAAUUGAGAAAAUUGGAGACAAAAAGCUUUUUGUUCUCUCUGUUCUUGGUCUCCAAAGCACAGGGAAGUCCACUUUGCUGAAUGCAAUGUUUGGCCUUCAGUUCAAUGUCAGUGCAGGGCGAUGCACACGAGGAGCCUACAUUCAGUUGGUGAAGGUGGAGGAAACCCUGCAGGAAGAGAUGGGCUUUGACUUUGUCCUUGUGGUUGACACAGAAGGACUCCGGGCCCCAGAACUUAUGAACAAGUCACAGAAUCGGGACAAUGAGCUGGCAACCUUCGUCAUUGGACUUGGAAAUCUGACUUUGAUCAAUAUUUUUGGAGAGAAUCCUUCAGAAAUGCAAGAUAUUUUGCAAAUUGCCGUGCAGGCCUUUCUGAGAAUGAAACAAGUAAACAUUUCUCCAAGCUGUCUCUUUGUCCAUCAGAAUGUGGGGGAAAUGACUGCCAAAGAUCAGAACAUGGAAGGGAGAAGAAGACUGCAGGAGAGACUGGAUGAAAUGGCAGUCACUGCUGCAGAACAGGAACAAUGCACCGAUAUUACUUGCUUCAGUGAUGUCAUUUGGUUUGAUGUAAACACCCAGGUCCACUAUUUUGCUCAUCUAUGGGAAGGGGAUCCUCCAAUGGCUGCUCCCAACCCCACUUAUAGUCACAACAUCCAAGAUCUUAAAAAAGGAGUUCUCUUGGCUGCCAAAGAAGAAUCCAAGGGCAGCAUCCUGAAGAUAUCUGAGGUAAAAGUUCGGAUCCAGGAUUUGUGGAAAGCUUUGGUGAAUGAAAACUUCAUCUUUAGCUUUAAGAAUACCAGGGAAAUCAUGGCCAUAAGCAAACUUGAGGCAAUGUAUAACAACUGGUCUUGGCAGCUAAGAAGUCAUUUAUUAGUGUUGGAAAACCAGUUGGUCAAUCAGAUUCAAAAUGGAGAGAUCCUGGAUCUCACCAGAAGUUCUAUUGAGGCAAAUGUUGCAGAAAAAUAUGAAGCAAUCAGGCAAGAACUUCAAAGAUAUUUUGAUGAAGACCAAGACAAUGAAAUCCUGAUUCAGUGGAAGGGAAAUUUUGAGAAUAAAUUUAGAAAUCUUAAGGAGGCACUUGUUUCAGAAAUUACCAGAAAGUCCAUUGAUUUUCUUAGUUCAAGGACAAGUCAAGAUAAACUGGAUAAAAAGAAAUCAGAAUAUGAAAAACAGCUAUUGUUGAGAAGUAGAGAUGUGGCUUUAUUAGUAAUGGGUAAGGAAUUAGAUGAGGAUGAAUUGAGAGAAAAGUUCAAUCAACUUUGGACAAUGUGGGUCUGUGAAGUGUCCUCAAGUUCCUCUACUGCUGAAAACCUCAAUAUUGAUGUGGAUUUGGAGAAUGUCUUUCUAGAUCAUUUUAAACAGGAGCACAAUGUCAGAAGCAAACUUCAAGCUUGUUCCAGAAAGAAAACAUUUUCCAUUGAGUAUGAAAAACAUGUGAAAAUGAAGAAAAAAUAUCACCUUUACACACCUUCCAUAGCAGACAGUGAUAAAGUGAUCAUAAAUCAAACUACCCAAGACAUCAUAUCUCUGGUCAAGGAAACUAUUGAAUCUAAUUCAAAAAUGGGAAGAGAUUAUAACAAAAGUUAUUUCCAUGAAAUACUGCGAUUGAUAGAUAAGGAAACUGAUUCUGCAUCCAAUAAAUCUCGGUACACAUAUACAAGUGAAUAUAAAAUGGAUUUGUCCUUAUAUUUGUGUCAAAGAGCAGCAGCUAUUUUUUGGGAUAUGCACAAAGCAUUCAAGAGAGCUCAUGAUCCUGUCACAUAUCUAGAAAGCAAGAGAGAGGAUUUCUUCAUGAGCUUUAAGAUUUCCUGCCAGGGGGCAACCUCCAUCACAACAUUUGCUGAUUUUCUGGGGAACAAGCUCACUGCUUCCCUUCCAAUAGCCAUCUGGAAAAAGGCAGCCCUUGACCUUGCUGGGGAGAUUAGGGCUAACUGUCCUGCCUUCAAUGGAAACCGAUCCAACCUGGAAAAACAUAUUCUCAUCUCUCUGGCUAAGGAAGAAAACUUUGUGCAUUAUUGGCAAUAUAUCCAUCAACCAGAAGGGUUUUUCAAAAAUUACAUUAAGAAAGAGAUUGAAGCAUACUGUGGAAAUAGAGGAACUGACAAAUUGAAUGAUGUUUUAAGUUACAAUUUGAACUAUUUUAAGAACAUCAUCUUCUCUGCUAUUCAGGAGUCAACUCUGGCAGCUAAAGAUCAAAACAAUUCUGCUUGUGUGUGGCUGGACACAUUGUGUAAUAAGUUGGGGUGUUAUUUGACCUUUCCAAGAGGUGACUUAAGAAGCAUUGAACACCAGAAGAUAACUGACAUAGAUUUCCUCAGAGAAGCCAUGAAUGAACGCCUGGAUAGUGCAAUCCAAAAGGUAGGAGAGGCAUGUGAGGUUGUAUUUAUAGAGAGAGUUGUGCCCGAGAUUCAAGUUAUACUCUCUGAGCAGCUCAGUGGCUGCUGGAAGCAAUGUCCCUUUUGCAAGGCAAUCUGUACAAAUACAGUCAAAGAUCACAGUGAGGACCACAGUGUCCCUUUCCAUCGUUUGCGUGCUGUCAAUGGUGGACAUUGGCACAAUACUGAUGAGUUUUCACUUGGUUUCUGUACUAGCUAUGUAGCAAGUGAUGUUUCAUUUUAUCGUUCUCGUGAUGAAGAUAAGACUUUCCCAUAUAAGACUUAUCGUCAGGCAGGUGGUGAAUAUGCCACAUGGAGCAUCACUCCAGACACAUCCGCCCAGCCAUACUGGAAAUGGUUUGUUUCAAUUGAGACAUGUGGAUCCAGCGUUUCUUUCCUGCCACCUUUACAGCUCUGGGGGUGUCCAGUAUUAUCACGCAAGGUCCAGUCCACCGUGGCUCGAGAGCCCCUGCAGGAAUCUUCCAAACCCACACAAGAUCUCCUGGCUCACUUGUAA